GUCCGGGGAAGUGGGACUCUAGCAUACCUCGCGCAGACAAACCGAACACGUUCCGAAGAGGAAACUAUCGGAGAGAUCAUUUAACUUUUUCGUUUAUUUUGCGAGUUGUCACUGGUGACGGGUAUGCCAAUCUGAAAAGAGCUGAAAAGGCUAAACAUGUGGCAAAGGAGGCCUCUAAUCUAAUCACAUAUUAAGUUGACAUCUCUUGAUCACACUCCCGAAUUGCCUAGACCCCCUGAUUCCGGCCUCACCAUGCAGGAUACUGAGCCCUGCGUGUACCAGCUGCAGCCCAACAUCAUCUCGGUCCGGCUGCUGAAGAGGAAAGUGGGGGGACUGGGCUUCCUGGUGAAGCAGAGGGUGAGCAAGCCGCCCGUAAUCGUUUCGGACCUCAUCAGGGGCGGGGCCGCAGAGGAGUGUGGCCUGGUCCAGGUAGGCGACAUCGUCCUCGCCGUCAACAACAAGCCCCUGGUGGACCUGAGCUACGAGCGAGCGCUGGAGACGCUGAAGAAUGUUUCGCCAGAGAGCCACGCCGUGCUCAUCCUCCGGGGCCCGGAGGGCUUCACCACCCACCUGGAGACCACUUUUUCUGGGGAUGGGAGGCAGAAGACGGUGAGGGUGACCAGGCCCCUGUACCCGGUCUCCAAGUCCUUCGACUGCUCACCUACCAGUCUACAAGCGGGCAAGGAACAGCUGAGGGCCAUCGAGAACCUCUCCCCUGCCCGCGAGCAGAGGCCCCUAAUCCAGAUCAACAGCGUGGUCUCUUCCCUCAUCGCCCAGGAGCCCCUAGACGCCGACUGCCACGCCCUGCUCAAUGGGGUGGAGGAAAACAACGACCUCCUCAGGGAGAUCGAACCCGUACUCAAACUCCUGAAGACCGGCAAACGCGACAUCAACGGGGAGGGCCAGAAGGUGGUGGAGAGGAGAGACGCCGAGGUCCAGGUUGACCGCGAUCUUGGCCUGGGAAACGGCAAGUCCCCGCAGCUGGUCUCCGAUAACGACAGAGUGUUCGACGACCUCUGGAGGAGGGACAACAUGCCGACUGUGCUCAACAACCCGUACUCGGAGGCUGAGAAGCCGCAGUCUCAUGGAGGAAUGUCCCCCACGAAGGGCUUGCAGAACUGCAGCCCGACCAAAUGCCCACGCUUCAUGAAAGUCAAGAACUGGGAAACGGGGACCACCUACAAUGACACGCUAUAUCAAAACUCCGGCCAGGUUCCGAUCUGCACUGAGAACGUCUGCAUCGGGUCCAUGAUGAUACCAAACCAGAACAGCCGGAAACUGGAUGAGGCCAGAACCAAAGAGGAGCUUCUUCCCUUGGCAACUGAUUUCAUUGACCAGUACUACACCUCCAUAAAAAGGUUCGGCUCCAAGGCCCACACAGACAGACUGGAGGAGGUGACCAAGGAGGUGGAGAGCACCGGGAGCUACCAGCUGAAGGACACAGAGCUGAUCUACGGGGCCAAGCAUGCCUGGAGGAACGCUUCCCGCUGUGUGGGCAGGAUUCAGUGGUCCAAGCUCCAGGUAUUUGAUGCCAGGGACUGCACCACUGCUCAUGGGAUGUUUAAUUACAUCUGCAAUCACAUCAAAUACGCCACCAACAAAGGAAACUUGAGGUCUGCCAUCACCAUAUUUCCUCAGAAGACAGAUGGCAAACAUGAUUUCCGGGUGUGGAACAGCCAGUUGAUCCGAUAUGCUGGCUAUAAGCAACCGGACGACUCGGUUCUGGGGGACCCAGCCAAUGUGGAGCUGACAGAGAUCUGCAUACAGCAGGGCUGGAAGGCCCCGCGGGGGCGUUUCGACGUGCUGCCUCUCCUUCUCCAGGCCAACGGCAACGACCCCGAACUCUUCGAACUCCCCGCCGACCUGAUUCUGGAGGUGCCGAUCACGCAUCCAAAGUUUGAGGGGUUUAAAGACCUAAAUCUGAAGUGGUAUGCGUUGCCUGCAGUGUCCAACAUGCUUCUGGAGAUCGGAGGGUUAGAGUUCACAGGCUGCCCCUUCAGUGGCUGGUACAUGGGCACGGAGAUUGGUGUUAGGGACUUCUGCGACACCUCCCGCUACAACGUCCUCGAGGAUGUGGCCAAGAUUAUGGCUCUGGACACCAGGAAGACCUCAUCGCUGUGGAAGGACCAGGCUCUGGUGGAGGUCAACAUUGCUGUCCUCUACAGCUUCCAGAAUGCGAAGGUGACCAUCGUGGACCACCACUCCGCCACAGAGUCCUUCAUGAAGCACAUGGAGAAUGAAUUGCGGGUUCGGGGGGGUUGCCCUGGCGACUGGGUCUGGAUUGUCCCCCCCAUGUCCGGGAGCAUUACCCCCGUGUUCCACCAGGAGAUGCUCAACUACCGUCUCACCCCAUCCUUUGAGUACCAGGUGGAUCCAUGGACCACUCAUGUGUGGAAAGGUGUGAAUGGAACACCAACCAAAAGGCGAGCCAUUGGCUUCAAGAAACUGGCAAAGGCUGUAAAAUUCUCGGCUAAGCUCAUGGGUCAGGCCAUGGCAAAGAGAGUCAAAGCCACCAUCUUGUAUGCCACGGAAACUGGAAAAUCGCAGGGUUACGCAGAGACCCUGUGUGAGAUUUUCAAGCAUGCUUUUGAUGCAAAGGUGACAUCAAUGGAUGAAUAUGAUGUGGUGCACCUGGAACAUGAAACGCUUGUGUUAGUGGUGACCAGCACAUUUGGUAAUGGAGACCCACCGGAAAACGGAGAGAAAUUUGGUGGAGCAUUGAUGGAGAUGAGACAUCCCACUUCGAACAUGGAGGACAUGAAGAGCUACAAGGUGCGGUUCAACAGCGUCUCAUCGUACUCUGACACCCGCAAAUCUUCAAGUGACGAGCCGGAGCCAAAGGUCGACUUUGAGAGCACCGGACCGCUGGCCAAUGUCAGAUUCUCUGUGUUUGGCCUGGGAUCGCGUGCCUACCCACACUUCUGCGCCUUCGCUCACGCCAUGGACACCCUCUUUGAGGAGCUGGGUGGGGAGCGCAUCCUUCGCAUGGGGGAAGGGGACGAGCUCUGUGGCCAGGAGGAGUCCUUCAGAACCUGGGCCAAGAAAGUCUUCAAGGCUGCGUGUGACGUCUUCUGUGUCGGUGAUGAGGUGAACAUUGAGAAGGCGAACAAUUCGUUGAUCAGCAAUGACCGCAGCUGGAAGAAGAACAAAUUCCGUAUGACUUAUACUGUGGAAGCGCCUGAGCUAACCCAGGCACUAUACAAUAUUCACAAGAAGAAGGCUUACAGAGCGAAACUUCUGUCACGAAAAAAACUGCAAAGUCCCAAAUCCAAUCGCUCCACAAUCUUCCUUCAGCUCCAUGCAAAUGACCACGAAGGGUUGAGGUACCAGCCCGGAGACCACCUGGGCAUCUUCCCGGGAAACCACGAGGACUUGGUGACUUCACUCAUCGAUAAACUGGAAGACGCUCCACCUGUCAAUCAGAUCAUCAAGGUUGAGUUCUUGGAAGAGAGAAAUACUGCACUGGGUGUGAUCAGCAACUGGACAGAUGAGAGUCGCAUCCCACCAUGUACCAUCUACCAGGCCUUCAAAUACUUCGUGGACAUCAUUACUCCACCCAGCCCCCUCCUGCUGCAGCAGUUUGCCGCACUGGCCAGCAAUGACAAGCAGAAGAAGAAACUGGAGAUUCUUAGCAAGGGUUUGCAGGAGUACGAAGAGUGGAAGUGGUACAACAACCCCACCAUGGUGGAGGUUCUGGAGGAGUUUCCCUCCCUGCAGAUCCCCUGCACCCUCCUGCUGACCCAGCUGUCCCUGCUUCAGCCGCGGUACUACUCCAUCAGCUCCUCUCCGGAUACUUUUCCUGGGGAGAUCCACCUGACUGUGGCCGUCGUGUCCUACCGCACUAGAGAUGGAGAUGGGCCAGUCCACCACGGUGUGUGCUCCUCCUGGCUGAACAGCAUCGAAACGGACGAGAUGGUUCCGUGUUUCGUUCGAGGCGCUCCGACCUUCCGAAUGCCCAAAGACCCCAAACUUCCUUGCCUCCUGGUGGGACCUGGAACAGGCAUCGCUCCAUUCAGGAGCUUCUGGCAACAGAGACUGUAUGAUUAUGAACACAAGGGAAUUGAUUUCUGCCCCAUGACUCUGGUUUUUGGAUGUCGGCAGUCCCAGAUCGACCACAUCUACAAGGAGGAGACGAUUCAGGCCAAAAACCAGAGGGUGUUCCAAGAGCUGUACACGGCGUACUCUCGAGAGCCCGGAAAACCAAAGAAAUAUGUCCAGGACGUGCUUCGCGAGCAGCUCUCUGAGACGGUUUACACCUGCCUGAAGGAACGUGGCGGACACGUCUACGUGUGCGGGGAUGUGACCAUGGCCGGGGAUGUUUUGAAGACCAUCCAGCAGAUCAUUAAGCUGCAGGGCAACAUGUCGCUGGAGGACGCCGGCUUCUACAUCAGCAAAUUGCGAGAUGAAAACCGGUACCACGAGGAUAUCUUUGGCGUUACGCUACGCACGUAUGAGGUUACCAACAGGCUGCGGUCUGAAUCCAUUGCUUUCAUCGAGGAGAGCAAAAAGGACUCUGAUGAGGUGUUCUGCUCAUAGGACUGUGCUGAACUUCCACACUUCUUCUGGAGGGUACCACUGGGAUGAACUGUUGGGAGCCAAGUAUUCCCGGAGCUAGACAAAGAUACUGUGCCAAGUUUUAUACUGUAAACAAAUAAAUUACCUGCAAUUAUUUUCUACCAAUUAUGCUUUGUAAUGGUCAGGCUGUGCACUUUGUCUGUGGUAUCUCAGUUAUUUUAUUUAUCUUACUUUCCAAAAUGUAUGUUUUAUUUUUCAAAUUAAUCUGUUUUAACUGAUUUAUGGAGCAAUGUUUUCCCAUCAUAUGACUUGUAUCUCAGUGUCAAUGCAUGAGCAAGACAACAAUAUUCUUCAUAUAUUAAAUGUUAACUGUUUAAUAUGAGCGCCUUUUCUGAAAGUGCAGCAUUUAGGGUAGCUAAAGAAAAUUGGAAAGGAUGAAUGGUGUGAGUUAGUUCAAUCAUUGAGGACACAAAGGAGAAUCUGUCUUUAUUCAGGAGGGAUUUUACAUCAAUGUUUUGAUGUUCCAAUAAGAAAGGAACGGGUUGACCGAGUGCUACUUCAGUUUUGAUGCGUGUUGAUAAUACCUUGGAGGCAGGUUAUGCUUCUAAUAUAAUUAUAAUGGAAACAACAUACUAACAUGCUCUAUAUGCGUAUUACAUCAUGUAUUGAAAGUCUCAAAUUUCUAUGAAUAAGACUAUGGAAUAUCUCAUUUUUGGCACAUUCGACUAUUCAGGACAGCAACAAUAUCCAAUAGCAUGCUGACAGCCCAUCAAAAUCUGCCUGUGCUUUUGUCAGUUUUUUUCUACCUGCAUGUCUGUACUGUUGUCAGAAUUAAGCAACUUUUUAUUUCCUGAAUCCAGUGUUGCGUUACAGCUGUGGUUGCAGAAUCAUGCUUGGCAGAUGCCACUGCCUUUUCUAGUGCAGGGAAUGGCUAAAUUACUGUACCGCUCAACAUUGCUGUCAUUCAUGGAGCUGUGGGGAAAUCUGUUCCUCAUACAUGUUGCGUUUUGGAAAUGAGGAAGUCCGAGGCAUGCCUGCCUGAUAGCCUUCCUACUGUUUUGCCACAAGGAAUGACAAAGAUUCAAAUAAUGCUGCUUAUUAAUCAAUGGCCGAGUUACACUUUGAUCUCAAAAGAAUCAGGUAUUCGGUAUGUCGUUUCAGGAAGAGAUAAGCAUUUGAUGUUUUUUCUUGCUUAUUUUCCCUUAAUCUGUGGUUAACCGACAGCCAGGUGAAGGACUUUGCGUGGGCAACUUACCGUAUCUCUGCUUCCAACUUUAUUUAUGAGGGGGGUGGUUCAGUGCUGUUUGAUUGGCUGAACAGCUGUCACUCCUCCUUGUCAACGGAAGCUGUGAGAGGAAUGGGGGAGAUAUCUGCUUAAUGAGGGGACCACAAAGGAAGAUUUAAAGGCCAAUAAGCGAGUGGCUGUGGCCGUAGGAAGUCCCUUUUGACUCCUAUGAGCCCAUAACUCUUGUACCUCUCUAUGGGGUCCCCAACAUUUGUCAUGUCCAUCUGGUCCUCUGAGCCAUGAAUCUUCAGUUUUCAGGACGGGAUGAGAAUGUACUGGGGACUGACUAUUGCCUUACAUGAGAGUAGCUGAUGCUCUUUCCCUCCAUCUUGAGGUCUUCUCCCUAUGCUUGUAACUGCAGUAGUCCUGAGUGAAUCAGGCUGUCUUGUGAUGGCUUGUGAACCUCACACAUGUGGUUGCCAUGGUACUUCUAUGGCUUUCCUCCCUGUCUCAUAGAUGCACCCUGGACAACCCCUUCCCCUCUGUGCCUGCCUUAUGUUGGAUAUAUUUACGUAGUGCAUAUCCACUCACUAGCCGCUCAGUUACCUCUCUUUGACGAUAUAAAGAAAGACACAUACAGGCUUGUUUUAUGUCUCUUGUAAAGCUUUCCCCUGACAUGUUUUAAUGUGCGUGUCAGUCAAGGCUGCCAUGUACUGUUCGUGGUUUCUGAUAUGCACCAGCUUGGAAUGCUAUCCCUCCUGCAAACAUAACAGCUUAACAGCCAAAUACUCUUCCCCAAAUUAAAAAAAACUAUUACUAAUAAUAAUCCUGCUUGGCCUUCAGCCCUUAUCCUAAAGAGCAGCCAAUAUAUUAAAGACUGUGUUCAUCUCCUUUUCUUAAAAUUGCAAACAUCAAUGCAUGCAGAGUGUCUCUUGUAAUUUAGCCUUUUUUUUUGGUGACUAUUUUGUUAAAUCUCUGCCUUUUGUAUAGGGCUUUGAUAAGUCAACCCAAUGCAAUGUUCAUGUGGUUUGACCUAUGGUUCAAAGGUUUAUUGUAAUUAUUGCUGAUCACAGUUUUUCUUGUUUAUUAUUUGCCUCUUCUAUGUCCUUAACCUGUGUUUUAUUUGUGGUGAAAAGAAUUUGCCUCUGGUAGGACAGAAGCUCAAUGCAUUUUAAGAAGCUUUAUGAAUUGUUGUGCAAAUGGCCUAUAUACAGUCCCCUCAAAAUGUAUUUGAACAGCAAGGUCAAUUCUUUUGUUUUUGCUACACACUGAAGACAAUUGAGUUUGAGGUCAAAAGAUGUACAUGAGAUGAUGGAUCUGAAUUUCAGCUUUUAUUUCCGGGUAUUUAUAUCUAGAUUGUUAAACAACUAUGCUCUAAGUAGUUUAACACAUCUAGGUGUAAAUACCAGGAAAUAAAAGCUGAAAUUCGGAUCCGUUCAUCUUUUUAUCUCAUUCCCAAAUGUAUUCAGUGUAUUGCAUAAACAAAGGAAUUGGCUUUGCUGUUCCAAUACUUUUUGAAGGGACUGUAAAUUACAUUUUCAAUUGAAAACUUUUUUCCAGUGAGAGAACAGCCAACUUUGAUAAUUGUAUGCAUUUCUCACUGAAAAUAUGUUUACGUUUCUUUAUUUUGAUUGGAACGAGAACCGUUGAAACUCUGUGAUGUAAAAUGUGCAAAAAAAAAAAAAGAUUUACAAAGGCAAAGAAACUAAGUAAAAAUAAACUAUAUGAGAUCUUUUUUUAAGAAUGUAUUUUGGUUAUAAAUAUCUAUUUGUCUUUUCUGUGUGGGAAAAAAAUAGAGAAAAAAAGCUUCUGUAUUUCAAAUCCUUUAAAUAUUGGAAAUUACAACAGAGAUCUGACUGCAUGAUGUAUGCUGUGAUGUUUAAAAGAUGCUAUGUACUGUAUCUUUUCCAGCACUAUCUAUAUGACUAUCAUAACUGCAUUCACCCUCUCAGAUUGGACGGUAAUGUGCUUAAAAUAUAUUAAUGUUUAUUUCACUGCUGAUAACAGCCUCUGCAGUGCUCCUUUUAUUGUGAAAUUUAUCAACCUUGAACGUUUACCAUAUAUUGCAUACUGCAAAGACUUUGCAUUGACUUAAUAAAAAACAUUUCUAUGUCAAAAA
Messenger RNA from Conger conger (European conger), 7859 nucleotides. RefSeq names its product nitric oxide synthase 1 (neuronal) (gene nos1). Gene Ontology annotation, molecular function: flavin adenine dinucleotide binding; NADP binding; heme binding. The transcript is spliced from 29 exons. Gene Ontology annotation, biological process: nitric oxide biosynthetic process. NCBI's taxonomy places the organism in Eukaryota, Metazoa, Chordata, Actinopteri, Anguilliformes, Congridae. Bases 253 to 4536 code for a protein of 1427 amino acids. The record is from RefSeq and is a predicted model, not a curated record.